Messenger RNA from Merops nubicus (carmine bee-eater), 3829 nucleotides. Its product is annotated as fibrocystin-like. The annotation marks the transcript as partial. The transcript has 16 exons. The record is from RefSeq and is a predicted model, not a curated record. Lineage: Eukaryota; Metazoa; Chordata; Aves; Coraciiformes; Meropidae.
GUGCAAACAGCAAUAGAGGAACUUCUUUCAAUAGAAUGUGAAACUGAGCCAACUUCUGCUAAGAUCCUUUUCCAUGAUGGCUUUGAGAAAGCAGAUAAGAAGGAUGUCAUUACCACAGGACACAUUGUCAGUGGAACGGAGGCUUUCUGUGGGAGGUUCAGUCUUCACAGACCAAGCCAGCUGGUGAAAACAUCCCCACCAACUCUACCAAGAUAUGAUCUUACUAAAACCACCCAUGUGUGUUUUGCACAUAAAGGCCACAUGAGCAACAUCCUUCACAUCUCAGUGUCCUACACCAACAUCUCUUUAUGUGCAGUGACGAGGAACCUCACCUGCCUGUGGGACUUCAAUGAAACUGUCUCUAAAAGCUGGGUGUUCACCUGCACUGACCUCUGGAAGGGGUGUGUGAAUCGCUCCCCUCUCCUCCAGGACCUCCCUGCCAGCUCCCCAGUGUUUGUGCAUCAGGUAGACUUGCUGAGCCCUGUGCUGCAAACAGAAGCAUCUGAGUCAUUUUACCUUGAUGAAGUUGUCAUCGCAGACAGAGCUGUGACUGUUUUUCAGAGGGAUCCCAAACCACCCUGGCUAGGUGGACAGAUAGUUGAAAAAGUAUCUGUGGUGGGGUCUUCUCCCACUUACAAUGUGUCCUGGACGGUGUCUGGCUGUGGUGCAAGUCUGCCCCUUCUCUCCCUAAGGGGUGCUUUGCUUGGGGAAGGCUCUAAGGAGCGUGGCUACCUCGACGUCUCCACGGAGGAUGUGAGAGUCAGCCUCACCAUCCAGACACUGCAGAAGUCAUCCCCACCUCUUGGAGGAACCUUUUCCAUCCACUUGGCCAAUAAAGUGAUAUCAAAUGUUUCAGUGCACAUUUCCUCCCACCAUCUCCGCAAGCUUUUGCAAGACAACACAGAUAACUCUACAGCUCCAUACUUCAACACCAGUGACUUCAUCGUGACCAAAGACUCAAACUCUUGCUAUGAAAACAUCUGGACGCUGACUUGGAAAACAAAAACUGGAGACUUGCCCAAUGUUAUCAAUGUCUCUGCUGAAAAGCUCACUGGUUUGAAGCCAAGUGUUUCUAGUCAUGUGGUUUAUGAUGGAGGUGUGUUUAUUGGGCCGAUAUUUGGGGACAUGCUAGCUACCUUCAAUAACAGAACACAGGUGGUGGUGGUGGUGAAUGAUGUCCUUGCAAACUGUUCUGGUUCGUGCUCUUUCCAGUUCAGCGAGGAACUGACGCCUUUAGUCAGUGAGGUGGAGUAUUCAUCAGAUGAUGGCUCCCAGGCCACAGUAGUUAUCAGGGGCGUUGGCUUCACUGAGGAGCAGACAGCCCUGCAGGUGGAGGUGAACAAUGUGACCUGCCAUGUCAUAACGUUGAAUCAAACUGAAGUAGCUUGCCAGAUGGAGAGCCUGCCAGUUGGAAUCCAUCAGGUGACUCUACUGGUGAGACCUUAUGGCUUCGCACUCAAUGGCAGCACAGGAGAAGGCAUCUUCCUGCGAGUUGAGCCAAACCUGGUAGCUAUUGAACCUCCUACAGCUUCAGAGAUUGGAGGAGUGCGAGUGGCUCUCAAGGGCACAAACCUGGAAGGGAUAAACUUGGUGCUAUUUGGAUCUCAGCCUUGCCCAAUUCUGGAGGACAUCAGAAAUUCAACAAGAAUUGAAUGUAAAGUUCCCUCUCGGGGGACAGAAGCUGCUGCUGUCCAUGUGACACUAAUUUCUGGGUACCAGUCAACAACAGUAAGAAACUUGUUCCAGUAUGAUCCCUCCUUAACCCCUGCAGUUGUGUCACUGAGCAGAAACAGAAGUGGAAUAGCAGGGGGUCAGGAGCUUCAGAUUGGAAUAUCCCACUUUGCCAGCUACCGAGGGUCAGAUAUCAAGGUUCAAAUUGGUGGCUCAUGGGCACAGAUCCAGCUGCAGACGGACCACGGUGUUAAUGUGACUCUUCCAGCCUUGGAUGUAGGAUGGCACAAUGUUUCUGUCCUCAUCAAUGGUGUUGCUCUUGCUUCAAACAGAGUUGAGCCAUUCAUCCAGUACCUCUCGGAGAUCCUCAGCAUAGAGCCCUGUUGUGGCUCCUUUCUGGGUGGAACACUGCUCACAAUCUCUGGGCUGGGCUUUAGCCAGAAUCCUGCUCAGGUUUCUGUUUCAAUGAACAGGCAAACCUGUACGAUUACUCACGUGGCAGAAGAGACAGUUUGGUGCCUGACCCCGCCAGCUUCUAAUUUGUCUAAUGAAGAUACACAGGAUCUCUCUGUUGGAGUAAACAUAGUCAUCAGCAAUAGGUCUCUUCAACAUGCUCUCUUUGCAAAAAGGAUCACCACCUUUAGUUACCAGAGAGCUUUCACUCCUCUGGUUACUGCUGUUGAAACGGAAAUCACAAAUAGCAGCCUGGUCUUGAGCAUCCAGGGGAUAAACGUCACUGGAUCCGUGGCUAAGCUUGGGCACAGGAAAUGCAAUCUUGAAUUUCAACGUGGCAACAAAUCUGCAAGGUUUUUUCAGUGCUCUUUCCCACUGAGCAGCUUGGAACCUGGAACUUUCCCCAUCCAGGUUAUCCAGAGGCAGCUAGGAUACGCUCGUGUGACUGCAAAGAUGCAGAACCUCACAGUAACUCCAUGGAUAACCUCCAUAUUCCCAUCACAAGGUUCAAUCUGUGGUGGGGUGUUGCUCACUGUAUCUGGUAUUGCUUUAAAAUCGAGGAGGAAUUUGGUACAGGUCAGCCUGGGGAGUAAUUAUUCCUGUGAGAUCCAGAACUCUGGUAACAAUGCCAUUAGUUGUAUUGUCCUUCCAGGGGCCCAUCCUUUGCAUUAUCAGUGGUUGGCUGAGGCAUCUUGGGCUCUUAAUGUCACAGUGACUGUCAAUGGGAUCAGCAGUGUCUGCCUUGGAGACUGUACUCUCCACCUUCACGAGCAGUGGACCCCUGUUGUAGAUUUGGUGACCUGGGAGGCCAACGGGACAUUCACCUAUGUGAUGAUCAAAGGACAGAGGUUGUCAUGGCCAAGAGACAGCCCCAUGGUACAUGUCAAUAACCAGGCUGUCUGCAAGGUAACUUUCUGGAAUGAGACCAGCAUCAAGUGCCGGGCAGACUGCAUUGCCCCAGGGGAGCACAACAUUUCCAUCUCCACCAGGAGAAACGGGCAAGCUUGCUUCAGAAAGGUGUCCAAAGUUCUCACCAUCCUGCCUCGGGUGUCCCAGUUUUACCCACAAAACUUCAGUACCAAUGGUGGAGGCCUGCUCACCUUGGCAGGCUCGGCACUGAAAGGAAAGAGAAUGACCUCUGUUCUCAUUGACCAUCACCUUUGUCUCAUUCUCAGUGUCACCUGUGUGUCUAUCCAGUGCACAGUGCCUCCAGGGAACGGCACCAGGGCUUUGAGCCUCAAAGUAGAUGGCAUCUCCUAUUACCUUGGACAAAUAAGUUACGACGAGGAGUUUACCCCAGCUUUCCUUUCUCUUGUUGCAACUGAUCUCCUUUUAACAAUGACAGUAUCACGGGUCACAGAGGUGGACACCAUCUACGUAUCUGUUGGAGACUUUCCUUGUAGCGGCGUCACCAUCACUCACUCUACUUUGCAGUGCUCAGCCCCUCUGCUUCCUGUUGGCAAGUACCCUGUGCUGGGCCUGGAUGUCCCCAGGGGCUGGGCUUCUUCCAACCUGACGUUCACCUCCCAGCUGAGGGUGAGGGCUGUGCAUCACAACUGGGGUGGCUUGGAUGGAGGAGCAGUUUACCUGAGUGGAACUGGGUUUUCCCCGGGGAAGACUUUGGUCACAAUCUGUGGCACCAAGUGUGGACUGUUGGGCAACACGACGACGACUCGCCUGAGCUGCCUGGCCCCACGCUUGCACG